Rhineura floridana is the source of this 5096-nucleotide messenger RNA. RefSeq names its product hyccin PI4KA lipid kinase complex subunit 2 (gene HYCC2). Bases 429 to 2186 code for a protein of 585 amino acids. The record is from RefSeq and is a predicted model, not a curated record. Gene Ontology annotation, cellular component: plasma membrane. Lineage: Eukaryota; Metazoa; Chordata; Lepidosauria; Squamata; Rhineuridae. Gene Ontology annotation, biological process: phosphatidylinositol phosphate biosynthetic process; protein localization to plasma membrane. The transcript is spliced from 13 exons.
GGCGCUUCGGUGUAAAGUGUCCCUCCCCGCCAGCACGCACGCCAAGAGAGGGAAGCCAAUGAACGCUGCCCUUGUUGGGGGCGGGCCGCUGCCCAAUGGGCGGGCGCCUUGUUACGUUGCGGGAGCUUCUGGCAGGAGCUGGAGGAAGCGGCGGCAGCAGCGGCAGCAGCAGCGCCGAUAGGAGGAGGAGAAAGGAGAAGGGAAAGGGUAUUAGCAACAGCGCCAGUAGUAAUGGUGGCGGCGAGAGGCCGCUGUGGCUAAUGUCAGGAUUUCCAUCUUCGCAGGGCGGAGGAAGCAGGUUGAGCUGGCGAUUGUUUGAAGGACUGUCAGAUGUAUUCUGAACUGGAAAAUGGCUGUAUUCUGCUGCGAGCUUCUUUAGAGAACUAACUUAUCCGAACAGAGGUGAAAGGAGUAAAAGUUAUAAGAAAAUGCUUGGAUCAGAACGUGGUGUGGUAGAAGAAUGGCUAUCGGAAUUCAAGGCAUUACCUGAAAUGCAAAUAUCCAGUUACGCAGCAACACUUCACCGGAAGAAAACACUGGUCCCAGCUCUCUAUAAGGUCAUUCAAGAUUCAAAUAAUGAGCUUCUGGAGCCUGUCUGCCACCAACUCUUUGAACUGUAUCGUAGUUCUGAGAUUCGUCUCAAAAGAUUUACGCUGCAAUUCUUGCCAGAACUGAUCUGGGUUUAUCUGCGUCUAACUGCUAGCAAAGACAGGCAGAGUAAUGGUUGCAUUGAAGCCCUGCUUUUAGGAAUUUACAACUUGGAAAUUGCUGAUAAAGAUGGGAACAAUAAAGUUUUAUCUUUCACCAUCCCUUCCUUAUCCAAGCCAUCCAUUUAUCAUGAGCCAUCUACUAUUGGAUCCAUGGCUUUGACUGAGGGAGCCCUAUGUCAGCAUGACCUUAUCAGAGUGGUUUAUAGUGAUCUUCACCCUCAAAGAGAAACAUUCACGGCACAGAACAGGUUUGAGGUGCUGAGUUUUCUCAUGCUGUGUUACAACUCUGCUGUUGUCUAUAUGCCUGCCUCUUCCUAUCAGUCACUUUGUAGGAUGGGUUCCAGACUCUGUGUGAGUGGGUUUCCACGGCAACAUGACAAAUGCUGGAAGGAAAAUUGUGGCAGAGUGGUACUGGAUCCUGACUUCAUGGUACAGCUACUCACUGGGGUCUAUUAUGCUGUUUACAAUGGACAAUGGGAACUUGGCCAGGAAGCACUGGAUGACAUAAUUUACAGAGCACAGCUUGAACUUUUUUCUCAGCCCCUGUUGGUUGCAAAUGCUAUGAAGAACUCAUUGCCCUUUGAUGCUCCUGAUGGAUCGCAAGGGGGACAGAAGGUGUUGAAAGUGGAAGUUACUCCAACAGUGCCGAGGAUUUCUCGGACUGCCAUUACAACAGCUUCAAUCCGUCGACAUCGCUGGAGAAGAGAAGAUGGCUUUGACUUCUCAAGCGAUGCUGACUUGAGCAUUCCUGGAUCUCCGAUCUUACACGGCUCCACAGACCUAGGGAUCAAACGCAAGCAAGAGGGGAACGUGCUGGUGCUCAGGACCCCUGAGCAUGGCUCACCGGAGCCCAACUUGGCAACAGCCACAACAGAGGAUGCUGAGGGUAUCAACGGAAGAGAAGAAUCUGUGAACCUUAAUGAUGCCGAUGAAGGAUUUUCAUCUGGGGCAUCCCUGAGCAGCCAGCCAGUUGGGACCAAACUUUCAUCCACUUCCCAAAGGGGAAGCUUAAGGAAAGGAGCAACGGGACGUUCAGCCAAGGAUAAAGAGAUUUCUGCGGUUACCAAAUCCACUGAGAGCCCUCGAGAGUCUGCCCGUAAGCAGUACCUGCACCAGUCCAUUGACCUCAGCACAGAUGCGACUGAAAUGACUCCUACAAAGAAACACCUGAGCCUGCCCGCUGGGCAGGUGGUGCCAAAAGCCAAUAGUGUGAGUUUGAUUCGGACUGCUAGUGCUUCUUCCAGUAAGUCAUUUGACUAUGUGAAUGGCAGUCAAGGAGGUUCAGGAGUUGGUAUUAGCAGUGAGGGUGUUACUAACUUAGCAGCUGGCAACACCAAUCGCUUUUCGACCAUUAGUCUACAGGAGGACCACUUAGGCCACGCUGGAAAUGGUAAAGAUGUCAUCUCAUCAGGAGCUCCUCUGACCAAGCAGUCCCGAUCCCCAAGUUUCAAUAUGCAACUCGUAUCCCAGGUUUAACAUUGUUGUCCUUCCUAUACUUCCUCCUCCCCCAUCUUUUACCCUAUUCUUCUUUGAGCAACAACAGCAACCAUCAUCAUAUAGUGUGAAAAUCCAGGCUUCUGUGAUCUUGUUCAGUUCAUUUUAGAUGUCAUACUAUGUUUUGUACGGAAACAGCAAUAAAACCUCAUGUUCCAAGUCCUCCCCUUCUUGCCCCCCCCAAAUGUGGUUGUGAAACAGUAGGAAAUGUACUUUAUGCCUUUUCCAUGCCUUCCUUUCUCCUUGGGUGAUGUGCAAUCCAUUGUAGGCUGAUCAGUCCCAUUUCAACACUGUGAGUUUUGAGAAGAUCGGAGGAAAUGGUGAAUGUGAUCCCUAUGGAAAUGAAGCUUUUGUUUUUUGAGAAAUAGAAACGGGUUAGCUUUCUCAAUCUACAGUUCUGUAAAGACUACUGAACUGUGACUUUUUGUCUCUUGGAACCAGGAACGCCUCAGAGAUUCUAGUAGGACUUUGGACCUCUGAGUUAGUGCAAUCAAAUCUGAGGGAGGAACAUACUGUCAUUGCUCCUGGUGGCUGUCUUAAAUGCACUUUGUUAUGAAAAUGAGAGUAGUCCUUCUCUACCGUCCCUCUACUCUUACUCCCCAAACACUUCAUGUUCAGCUAUUGAGACAUGCAUGUUUUCAAGUUGUUGCCUCCUCAGAAAAAGUGAGCUGUAAGUAGACAGUGUAGGUUACAAUCCAUCUUUAAUGGCGUUGUAGCUGUAUUUCACGUUACAUGUCUUCCCCCUCCAGGACACAGGGUUGCUUUGCCUGUAUAUGCUAGGACUUCCUGAAAGAUGAAUUAUGUUUAAAAUAAUGGAGAAGUAGAAAAGGGGGACACGUUUACCCAGAAAUUACUAUUCAGCACUGCUCCUUUAAAAAUAGAAGAUACUUUUGUAAAUUGGCAAUGUUUGAAAUGAACAAGAAUUGCAGAUUAAGAGAGGCUGCUUGCUGUGGUGUGACUAAACUUGGUCACAGAAUAGACUCGGAAAUCUGCAGUAAUUAUGGAAUGUUCUCCAGCACUAUUUGGCAGGAACAGAGGUAAUGGUUACAGGAGUGUCUGAGUUCCUUUAAAAUAUUGCCCAAACAGUGGGAUUUUGGUCAGUCCUCUCCCCCAGAAAGAUAACAAUUCACUGUCUAUAUUUUGAUUAAUCUGUUGCAGUUGUGACUAUUUCAUCUAGCUAAUGUAAGUGGGGGGGAUCCUCUCCCUCCACUCUAAUUUGGGGACUUAAUACAAUUGAAACUAAUCUUGAAUGCAUGUGACGUGUGUGGGCAAUAUUUGGCAUUUAUGCUGUAGAUCACUGCUUUAAAUUGCAUUUCUUAUUCUAAAGGAAAGUAUUCAUCAUAUUUUGGACAGUCUUCUGUAUACAUAAGAAGCAAAAGAGGGCAUUUUGUCCUUUUGUCCUGUGCUAUAUGUUGACCUGGAAAUGUGUAGGUUAUUAAUCUAAGGAACAGGUGUAAAUUGUAUUUCCCCCCCCCCGGCAUUUUGGGUUCAUUGUAUUGGGGAGGAAGAUUAAGAGGAGUAGAAACAUAAUAGGUUAUUUUUAGAUGGAUUAAAGACUAUGAUAUUUAGAACUACAAAGUGCCAUUACUCUGCUAAAAAAUAAGCGUUAAAACAUUUUUUAAAAUACAAUUGACACCUUCCAGUCUUCUGCUCUUUUUCUUCCUUAACUUAAAAUUCCAUUUUUUCAAAAGAGCCUAGCUAGCCUCAUAGUAAUGUCUUUUAGUACAAUUGCUGUAAGAGUUACAUUUGCUCUGUAAAGAGCUUUUUAUGAACUCUAAACUAAUGUUAAAUCACUAAAUACCAUGGGAUUGGAUCUAGAUGCACUUGGUUCUCAUUGAAAUCAGUGGGACUUGUAAUGACAAACUUGUUACAUUGAUUUCACUGAGGUCUGAGUCCAACCCCAUCUAAUUGAAACUCAGGAAGGUUCACCUGUGAUUAAAUGCAACAACUCAAUAUACAGAGUAACACUAAAUGGUAUGUAAGGUGUAGGCUGGGACUCCUUUGGCUCUGAAGUCAGUAAUUAUAGGCUACAUCAAGAAGGUAUACUUCAGAAAGGGCUAAUGUUCCAUAGACUGGUGAAGGGGGCCUGAUCAUGCCUGUUAAUUUUCAAGAGUACUGGUAGGAUCCACACUUAAUCAAGCAGUUUUGAUUCUGCAGAAACAUUUCCCUUUUUUAAUAACAGAAAUAAUAGCCAGGAUCCCAAAGGCUGCAUAGGGGGCUUUGGGCUUGUGUGUGUUAAACAACAGCUCACCAUGCCACAUGUCAAACCACAUCUGAAAUUAAGGGGAUGUUUAAAAGCAGGUUGUGAAUGGCAGGGCGGUUGUGGGAAUGGUGGUGUCUGCAAUUCAAAUGGAUUUUAAAAAAUGGGUAUGGCCAAGGUCAUAGGCACGUCUCAAGUAGCUUUUUAGAUCCUGCUCCAUGAAUUCUAUAUAGAUGAAGCCAAAAAAAGUGAACCUUCGUCAAAAGAAAAACAAUAUUACUGUAAAGCAGGGCUGUGUAACCUGUCGCUUUCCAGCUGCUGUUAGACUUCAGCUCCCAUCAUUCCUGACCAUUGGGCACGCUGGCUGAGGCUGAUGGGUGCUGGAAUCCAAAGGCAUCUGGAGCGUCCACAGGUUCCUUAUCUCUGGGCAAAAGUCUACUGAGGACCAAAUUGUUUUUGUCCUUUUUCUUUUUGAAAGAUGUGGAAUGUUCAAACUAGUUUUGAUAGAAUGUGCCACCAUAUGCUGAUGUAUAAUUGUAUGUACACAAAAUACAGAAAUGCAUAUUAUACAUGUUGAUGAUUGGUAGUCCUGCUAUCAAAUUUGAAUGUGUCUUAAAUAUAAGUCCAUCUUAAGGGGUAUAGCUUAUUAAAAAAAUGUAGUGUAUCCUCAGCACAUUAAAAUUACAAAAUUU